Molecule: messenger RNA, 435 nt
Organism: Fusarium sp. VM40
Lineage: Eukaryota; Fungi; Ascomycota; Sordariomycetes; Hypocreales; Nectriaceae
Source: the annotation of a GenBank genome assembly
AUGAGCAGCGACACCCAAGCACCUUCAGAGUACGCUCCUGAAGCACCAGCAUCCGUCCCGCAGGAUUUCAUGCAAGAGCCAGCGCUCGACUAUCAAUCGUUACUCAAGAACAUGCCCGGAAACAACGAAGUGCUCUUGGGCUGCCUCCUGGCUCUCGUCGCCGUGGUGGCUCUUCUUGCUCUAGCCAUCAUCUUUGUCUUCAUCAUGUCACGCCGCGAGGCAGCGGCACGUGAGAAGGAGCAAUCCCUGUACAGCGAGGUCUUCGCCGCUAUCAGGGACGCCACGAAGGAGGCAGCGGACCAGAGGAAGAAGAAGGAGGACGAAGCCGAGAAGACAGAAGUACAGGAGGCAGCCCCUUCGGCUCCUGAUAACUCGUCACCAGGCAGCGAGACUUGGGCACGCUCCGAGAUGAAUUCGACUGAGACGAUUGUUUGA